Molecule: messenger RNA, 348 nt
Organism: Cydia strobilella
Lineage: Eukaryota; Metazoa; Arthropoda; Insecta; Lepidoptera; Tortricidae
Exons: 2
Coding region: 1-348 (115 amino acids)
Source: RefSeq, a predicted model, not a curated record
AUGGUAAACAAUAUUAGUUACGCGGACGAUAUGGUGCUGCUGGGGCCCUCUGUUUGUGCAGUCAGAAAACUUCUGAGCAUGUGUGAGGAGUAUGCCGUGGCUCAAGGACUCAGGUACAAUGUGGCUAAGAGUGAGAUUCUAGUUUUCCAGCCGCGCGAGCAUAAGGUGGAUAGGGUACCGGAAAUCUUGCUGUAUGGUAUACCUCUAAACAGAACCAAGAAAUUCAAGUACCUGGGUCAUUGGGUCACGGAGUGCCUCUCGGAUGAUCCAGACAUUGAGAGGGAGCGCAGGGCGUUGGCUGUCAGGGGUAACAUGGUGGCUCGGAGGUUUGCACCCCAGGUACUGUAG